Molecule: messenger RNA, 471 nt
Organism: Medioppia subpectinata
Lineage: Eukaryota; Metazoa; Arthropoda; Arachnida; Sarcoptiformes; Oppiidae
Source: the annotation of a GenBank genome assembly
AUGUCCCUACAUAUAAUAAUAGACAACAUUAUACGGGACAAAAUGGAUAGUAUAUUAAAAGACAUUUUGGCUACAAAUAUAACAAACAUGAGUGACUACGCCAUCGAUGGCAAUGAUAUGGUCGGCGGUGGCGGUGAUGGUAACUCCUGUGCCAAUACAUACGAUAUAAUGGGAAACUUUGACUUUAAAGAGUUUAAUUUCCCGAACCGGGAGUACCUCAACCCACGGCCAUUCACGUGGUGUGAGUACACAAAGAUUGCGCUCUAUGUGGUGGCCAUCGCAGCCGUUAUGGUCGGCAAUAUCGGUGUCAUUCUGGCCGUAGCCCUCAACACGUCUCUCAGAAUCACACAACAGGUUAAGAUAAACUAUUACCUAGCAAACUUGGCAGUGGCCGAUGUGCUGAUAUGCGUGUGCUGUAUGUGGACACAUCUGGUCAAUCAUCUAACUGAGCCCCUGUAUGUGUUGGGCCCU